Mesorhabditis belari is the source of this 753-nucleotide messenger RNA. Lineage: Eukaryota; Metazoa; Nematoda; Chromadorea; Rhabditida; Rhabditidae. The record is from the annotation of a GenBank genome assembly.
AUGUUUUAUUCGUUAAAAAGCAACAAAAACUUCUUUAAUGCAGGAUUAGAAAAUGGGUUCACUACCAUUUUUUCAACGAGUAAUUUUGGAGGAAAGGAUUCGAAUACAGGACAGGCAGAUCGACUUCGAGACCCCUUGGACUCUAUUGCAAACACAUCAAAUAUGAAGGUAGCUAAGAAAAAGCAAAAGCGCGAGAAACGAAAGAAACACAAGACAUCGAAGACGACCAAAUCGAGAAAAAGAGAGCGCUCGAAGAGGAGUCCAAGCAGCAGCAGUGUCAGCACUUCAAGUUCAUCUCCUCCAUCAUCAAAGCCGACUAAAAAACGAAGCAGAGAUUUCCCUCCGAAACCAAAAGAUGCAGAUAGCACCGUUCCCCUAGACUGUUUGCUUCACAAGCGAAAUCUUUUGGCGGAGAUAGCCGUGAAUUGUUUGGAUGCAGGCAAGCUCGCAAGCAUGAUUCCAUUUUGUCUGAUUGAUCGGACGAAAGAAGAACUUAUUCAAAAAGUGACUGAAGAAUUGGAGGUAAUGUCCAAGAAGCGGAUUUUGGCAGCGCUUGAAGGAAAAGAGGCAUCGAGUAGUAGUGAAUCGGAAGAAUCGGAACAAGAGUUCAAACCUGAGGAGAAGGGACAAAGCCAUUCACCGGAAGUAAACACGCCCAAAACACACGAUUCUAAUGAUAGAGUGUCAUUAACUGAAGAGACGACUCCUCCGCAAUGUUCACUGGAAGAGGGGGAAAUCAUUGAUGGUGCCGAU